This is a messenger RNA of Aspergillus sclerotioniger CBS 115572, 869 nucleotides long. RefSeq lists its product as uncharacterized. The record is from RefSeq and is a predicted model, not a curated record. Lineage: Eukaryota; Fungi; Ascomycota; Eurotiomycetes; Eurotiales; Aspergillaceae. The transcript is spliced from 2 exons. Bases 99 to 629 code for a protein of 176 amino acids.
AACUCCAGGUCAGCUGUGGCCUUGACUGUUGGGGGAAUUCCGCCUUGCCGCACAGCAGACAUCUUUCAGCCUGAUUCUUGCGGCUGGGAGGUUUAUGGAUGGGAUCAGCCCUACGGAAGUGCGGGUGCUGGCUGAUUGGGUACUUGUACCUACUAUCUCGGAAAGGACCGGAGUCCUUCUCCUGUAUAAUCGUUGCUAUACUACAUACUAAGUAUAAUGAAGGGUGGCUGAGCUUGCUGUUGAGGGGGGGACGUAGCUUCAUGUAUAUCCUCAGUUCUGUGGAAGAUGCCAUGAUGGUAGGCUUACCCAUUCCAUGUAGAGGAAUCAACCUACGCCGGUCAAAUAAGAGGACAAUGCUCUGCCUAUAUAUAGGGGCUGAGCCAUGCGUGUUUCCCCUCAAGAUCCAUCUACCUAAACCUUUAACAUCAACCCAUUCGUGUUCGUAUCUGAGUGGGUCUUGUGGAGGGUCCGCCAGUCAGCCCGUCGUCAUCCCGUGCUGGACUAGUCCCGGUCGGGGGUUGAGCUGUUUGAUCGAGAUUGUUGGAUAUUUUAUAGUGGCACGACUCCAUAGUUCCUUCCACUCCGGCCCUCCUUCUGACGCCAUCUUCAUCAUCCUCCCCUCCAGCUGACUCCGACCAUCUCUCUCCUCUCACCUCCUAUCCCUCCCAUCCCUGACCCAGUCAAACGUCAGCGUCGUUCAACGAUGGGCUUUGCAUCCAAGAUCGCCAACAGCCAGAACCCGCCGCCCAACAUGAGCGCGAACAAGCCGGGCACCUAUGACGGAGCCCCUCCGACAGGCUAUGCCGGUGGUCCUCCUUCUGCGCUGCAGCCUGGAGGUGGUGCCGGUGGAUUGGUGAGUCGGCCCUACA